AUGGCGGGCAGAAAUGUCUCGUAUUUGAAGCCUAAAACACCUUCUUUCAUAGCGCAGUUCAAGGAGAAAGUGGGAUAUAAAGAACCAGAUACAGUUGAAACAAAAUUCGAAAAGCCUAAUUCGUCCAAGUUAGAUGACAGGGAACUGGAAGACGAGAAUCCAGCCGUAGUUUUAGGAUCCAAUGUAACCCAGGCCGAAGCAAAUGUUUACCUCUCGCGUUUAAAGGCGGAAGAAGAAGCCGAAAAGACAGGUAUUAACAAGCAUACGAUCAGCUACUGAGAUUUAUGUUAUGAUACAAUAAAAGGGUAUAUUUAGAAAUUACUAUUGGCAUGAUAAGGUAAACAAGGAAAACAGUAUGCAAACGCUAAUAUCUGCGUUAUCAUUGGAUCGGUUCUCCUCCUUGAUAGCUGGAAGAAAAAUUGGAUUACCUUAAGAGAUUAUCUUUGUGAUAUUAUUUAACCUAUCAAUUUCAAUCAUUUGUUUAAAUAUGAUAUGAAGGUUUUUUUCUGACCAAUCAACUUCACAAUGUUGUUCUACUCAAUGAUUUGACAGUACACUAAUUACAGUGCAAUAUUUCUUUUUAUUUUGUUGAUGUACUUACCCAGUUAGAUUUUAAAAACCACUUAGCUGUGAGGCCUACUUGUAGUUAACAUCUAUAGACACUUGUCUUUUUCCUUUAUCAGAAUUUUAUGGCUAAUGUAAAUUUAAAUCAAAAGAAGAAAAACCAUGCGAAUAAUCCUUGAAAGAAUAUUUGAUGCUGAUGAAAACAAUCACCUUGCUAAAUGAUAAACAGGACUUAAACAGAGAAAGAUGUUUUUUUUGUCUUUUCACGAGUGUGGGACAAAGAAAAAAAUUCUGAGUUCCCAUGAGGAAUCGAACCUCAGAUUUUCAUAUUCUGUGCUCUGAUGCUCUAACCACUGAGCCACAGAGACUCCACAGUGAGUGAGGUCUAUAUAUUCUAUUCUAUUACCACAUUCACUCCAGCUAAAUGCAUUUAGUUAAACCAGGUCUAACUGAAAGAAAAUCAGAAACAGAAAAGUGAAAAACUGAAUUUCCAAUAGGUUUCAAGUACUCAUUAACAUAUAUUUUCAAUGUGCUAAAUUUGAAGUCAACAAACAUUGGUUAAGCAGCUUCUAUGAAGAAAACAAUUUUAAACCAUGUUUGAAAAAGCAGCUUUAGCACAUGUUUAAGAUUUUGGUGUGAAUGGAGUUUAAGCAAAGAAAUUUAAUAUAUAAAACACUCAUUAUGGAAAACUGACCUGUCAACCCGGCAUCCAUUAUUUAAAUUCUCUUUAACAUUUUCAACCUCUACAGGCAUUACCCAUGGGCAUGGUAGAUUUAUGUUUUUUAUGUUGUAUUUGCCUUUAUUAGCAGCUGUAAUGCAACUAUGUGGAUGAUUUGAGAAUGCUGUUUGAUUUCAUUAGCAGCUGAAUUUGGGUUUCACUUCCCAAGAUCUAAUUGUUGACUCUCCCCUCUAGUUGCUACACUUUUCCUUGUAAUUAGUUACAAAAAUUUGGUGUUAGAUCAAGAUAACUGUUACCUGAUAAGUUUGAGUAUUCUUAUUACCUGUUUGCUGGAUAAUGUAUACUUAUUAUAGGGAGAAGUUACUUGUUAAUCACUUCUGAGAGUUAAAGGGUUAUGUUACUGUUUCAUUUCCUGCCACCCAACUGACUUUCAGAAGAAAUUAUAAUAAUGAUUGAAAUAUAAAUAAAUGAUGAUAAUGCCAACAUGUUUCAAAAACGCCCUCUUGCUAGCAAAAUUUUCCUAUUGUUUUAGAUGCAAUGAUGAUGUAAUCAAGAAUUAAUUUAUUAGAAAAAUUUUUCUUCAUUUUUUUUACUCAACAGAACAACUUACUCUUUUGCAAAAGAAUGGAAAUGAUAUAUUUUGUGAGAAAGGCCUUGUUAUAAGUAAAUUUUGAGUAGAAGUUGGCUGCUUAUUACUUGAUAUAAAGUAAUUCUUACAGGAGCAACUCAUUCAUAUUUUUUAUGUCAACAGAAAAGAAAAUAAAUAUUGGUGAAGGAGACGAUAACAGUAAAGAUGACGGGAAAAUCGUUUUUAAAAAGCCAGGAAAGAGGAAAUCAAAGGACAGCGAGAGGCAGUCGAAAUACAAAGCAGAUAAUGGAAAGAAAGCAAAACCUAACAGUACUAUGAAAAGUGUGAAAAACAAGACGCUUCUAUCGUUUGAUGAGGAAGAGGAUGAAGACUGAAAAGUUACUUAAUAAGGGUUGUUGUGGUGGAAGACCAUUAUGAACAUCUCGUUCUAGGAUGAAACUUCCAAGAAGAAAAAAGCCGGCAAAUUUGUUGGAUACGUUUGGAGCUUUGGUGGUAGCGGGAGUAAUUAGACAGAGUCUCAAUACUCAGUGGUAGAGCAUCGUAGAGUAGAAUCUGAAGGUCUAAGGUUCGAUACCUCAUGGGGACUCAUUUACAUUAUGGCUAAUGUAAAUGGAAAUCAAAAGAAGAAAAACCAUACGAAUAAUCCUUGAAAGAGUACUUGAUGCAAUGAAAACAAUCACCAUGCUAAAUGAAUUAGACAGAGUCUCAAGACUCAGUGGUAGAGCAUCGAAGAGCAGAAUCUGAAGGUCUAAGGUUCGAUACCUCAUGAGGACUCAGAAUUUUUUGUUUACCCCACGCUCGUAACAAGACGCAAAACAUUUUUCUCUAUUUCCUUACCGCGCUUAAAACUCUUUCUUAUUCUAUUUACAACAGCUUUCCGUGUUACGAAAACGCUGUCAGAGAGGUUAAACCUUCGGCGAAUAAUAGUUAAUUAGUAUAAUUGCUCAGGUGCUUUCGAAAUUUCCUGUAAAUAAAAAGAGCAGAGACUGCGCAUCUCUUGUUACAAUUUUUUUUAGUACUCGUAUCAAGAUAAGAGCGCAGGUUUAUUAGGUCUACUGAAUACAAUCAGCCAAAACUUCAAGUGUCCCGCCAAACCUACUGUUUUGAUUGUUUUCCUCGUUCUCUUUUUUUUCUGUAUUAUUGUAAUUUAUGUCAAGUGUGUCUUCUACGUCAAGUAAGAGCCCCAAUAAGGCAAAUCGAUCGUCAAAUACCAUUUUGAACCUAAAGCCUUAGGUUCGAAAGCCUGAUCAAGACACAAACAAUAUGACAAUUUUGACUAUAUUAUCAUUUUCGUUCGUACAAGUGGUGACGACCUUAGCGCUAUAUCCUAGGGUGUACAGUUUCACUUUGCGUAAUAUAUGUUUUCUUCAUAACAUUGUCGGUACACUCUUCUCUC
Messenger RNA from Pocillopora meandrina, 3228 nucleotides. NCBI's taxonomy places the organism in Eukaryota, Metazoa, Cnidaria, Anthozoa, Scleractinia, Pocilloporidae. The record is from the annotation of a GenBank genome assembly.